Messenger RNA from Ananas comosus (pineapple), 766 nucleotides. RefSeq lists its product as uncharacterized. Lineage: Eukaryota; Viridiplantae; Streptophyta; Magnoliopsida; Poales; Bromeliaceae. The transcript is spliced from 4 exons. Bases 219 to 566 code for a protein of 115 amino acids. The record is from RefSeq and is a predicted model, not a curated record.
CCCCAUUUCUCUUUUUCUUUCCCUCUUUCUUUUUAUUUUUAUCAGUUUCCUUUUUAGUGAUUUUUGUUCCAAGAAUCCAUAGCACGUUUACUUGUUGGGAGAAAACUCUUUUAUCUGGCUUUGGUUCAGUUCCUACCAUCAUCCAAUCGAUUUAUGGCACAAUUGCGGAAAUCUCUAGGGUCAGUCCAUUAGGGCUUCUUAGGGCUCAAUCCUAGAGCAUGGCCCCUUUUUCAUUCCGGAGUGAUCACCGAGGAAUGACAAAAUUUCAGCUGGUCCUGCCAAAUAUGGAUCAGAUGGAUCAAGAUGAGGGUCAUAAUAACCUCAAUCUGACCAAAGGUGAACUUAGAAAGCCUAAAAAUUUGAGCAGAUGGGCUAAAACUCAAAAUGAGGACAAGAGAGCUGCUGUUCAUGACGAAAUAGCAAGAGUCAACCAGCUACCAUCCAACAGUAGCUAUGCGGUACACCGCAUGAGGGUGCUAAACAAGCUUCUACAACUGAUGUCGAUCCAAAGGACCGUCGCCCAAGAUGAGGAGUUGGAGCUCCUCUUUGCAAGCCUUAAUAUCUAAUGCUGAUCUAAGCCAGCUUUUUCGAUGCAUAGUCCUCAUUUUCGAGAUAAAGAAGGCAUGGUGUUGUACUAAUUCUGUAGCUUCUGAUCUCCUAGCGGUUUGUAAUUUCCUAGUGGUUUUGAAAAGUCAAAUGAUUGAACACGGUUUAUGUACGUGAUAAUUAUUCUAUUCUAUUUAGAGGUGAGCACAUUUUUAUGGUA